Messenger RNA from Lasiosphaeria miniovina, 762 nucleotides. RefSeq lists its product as uncharacterized. The record is from RefSeq and is a predicted model, not a curated record. Gene Ontology annotation, cellular component: intracellular anatomical structure. Bases 1 to 762 code for a protein of 253 amino acids. Gene Ontology annotation, molecular function: oxidoreductase activity, acting on NAD(P)H, oxygen as acceptor. Lineage: Eukaryota; Fungi; Ascomycota; Sordariomycetes; Sordariales; Lasiosphaeriaceae. The transcript has 4 exons.
AUGGCACCAAAAGUUAUCAUCGUCACUGGUGCUAGUCGUGGAAUUGGGCUCGCCGUCGCGCUUUACCUCCUAAACGCAUCUCACAAAGUCGUCCUCGUCUCGAGAUCAGAGGAGCAGCUGAAGGGCCUGAAAGGCAAAUUCCCGUCCCAAGUCGAGUACAUCGCCGCCGACUUGACCAAUGUCAAUGUUGCCGCGGAAGUGACUAAACUCGCUAUCAAGUCUUUCGCCAAGAUAGACGGAGUCGUCAUUAAUCAUGGAGUCCUGCACCCAAUGGCGCGCAUCGAAAAGUCAUCGAUUGAUGAGUGGAAGGAACUCUUCGACGCAAACCUUUUCAGUGCACUUGCUUUGGCCAAGGAAACUAUACCCCACCUGCGGACCUCCAAGGGCAGAAUCAUUUUCACUUCCUCAGGUGCGGCAAAGCGCGCAUAUACUUCAUGGGGAGCGUACGGCGCAUCCAAGGCCGCCCUGAACUCGCUCGUUCAACACAUCGGGGUCGAGGAGCCAGACAUUGUCGCCGUGGCGCUUGAUCCAGGACGCACCGACACAGAUAUGCAGAAGGAUAUCCGAGAGACCGGAGCUCCAGGCAUAGCCAUGAGCGAGGCUGACCACGCCAAUUUCAAGGAGGUUUUCGAGAAGGGCGGAUUAAACAAGCCGGAAUGGCCAGGCCACGUAAUUGCAAAGCUGUCGCUUGACGCAAAGCCCGAGUUCUCAGGCAAAGUCAUCCUGUGGAAGGCCCCAGAGCUCGCAGAGUACCGGGAGUAG